AUGAGUGAAGCCUUAUCACUCAAUGAUCCUUCUUCCGAAGUAGAGUAUGAUUUGGGAUCGAUGCCUUUGGAAGAAUUAAUUGAACUAUAUGAAAAGAUGGAGAAUGAUCGGAUUGACUUGGAAAAAUUAAAUGAAAUUGUUUAUGAAAUUUGUGAUGUGUACAUGGUAGAAAAUAAUGAAGAGAAAGUCUUUGAAUGGAAACUCAAGGCAGCAGAGAAGGGAAUUGUAGAUGCUCAAGCAAGUGUUGCAGAAAUGUAUGAUGAAGGGCGUGGAGUUUCGGCCAAUUAUGAAAAGGCAUUGUAUUGGUUGAUUAAAGCAGCUGAGGGAGGUGAUUUGGAAUCACAAAUACUUCUUGGUUGGUAUUAUGAAAAAGGAAAAGGAAUGGAUCAACCAAAUAAUGAAAUGUCAUUUAAAUGGUAUAAGCAAGCUGCUGAUUUUGGGGUUGUUGAUGCCAUUCAUAGAUGUGGUUACUCACUAUUGAAGAUUGGAGAUGCUCAAGGUGCCAUGUCAUGGUUUAUAAAGGGAUUGGAGUGUAGGGAUGGACCAUCAAUGGUUGAGCUUGCAGAAAUGUAUAGAAGUGGUGAAGGAGUAGUUAAAGAUAUGAAGAAGUCGUUCGAAUAUUACGAAAUGGCAGCCAAAGUUGAGUGUAGACGAGGUCUUAUGGGUGUUGGAACGGCCUAUCAAUUUGGAUUUGGUGUUGGAGUGAAUUUUGAAAAGGCAAGGCAUUAUUUUGAAUUGGGUGCUUUACAGAACUGCCCCGGCUCAAUGAAUAAUCUUGCGGAUAUGUAUUGGAAAGGCGAGGGAGUCGAACGAAAUUUCCAAAAAGCCCUUGAAUGGGUUAAAAAAUCUAUUGAACUCGGUAGUUAUGAUGGAAUUGCAACAUAUGGAGAAAUGAUUUUGGCUGGUGAUGGUGUAGAACAAGAUUACAAUAAGGCAUUUGAAAAUUUCAAAAUUGCAUCAGAAAACAACUGUUCCUUUGCACAUGCCCUUCUUGGAAGAAUGUAUGAAAAUGGUUGGGGAUGUGAAAAGGAUAUUUCCAAAGCUUUUCUAUUAUAUCUGAAAGGAGCAAAAGAAUAUGAUGAGGCAGCAGUCGAGAGAUUGGAAUCAACAUUUAAGACUUCCUUGUAUAAAAAGUCAUUUCAUCUUUGUGAUGUGGUGAUUACAACUGAACCAUAA
This is a messenger RNA of Naegleria gruberi, 1176 nucleotides long. RefSeq lists its product as uncharacterized. NCBI's taxonomy places the organism in Eukaryota, Heterolobosea, Eutetramitea, Acrasida, Naegleriidae. The transcript has a single exon. Gene Ontology annotation, molecular function: protein binding. Bases 1 to 1176 code for a protein of 391 amino acids. The record is from RefSeq and is a predicted model, not a curated record.